AUGGGUCGCUAUAGCGGGCAGACCUGUCGGCUCAUCUUCAUGCUGGUGAUCACGGCGAUCUUCUUCGUGGCGGAGAUCGUGGCGGGUUACGCGGGGAACUCUCUGGCUCUGGUGUCGGACUCGUUUAACAUGCUGUCGGACAUGGUGUCUCUGUGUGUGGGACUGGCCUCGGGCAGGCUGUCCCGGAGACCCGCCUCGCCCCGCUCUACGUACGGACUGGCGCGGGCUGAGGUGGUGGGAGCGCUGGCGAACGCUGCUUUCCUGGCCGCGCUGUGCUUCUCUAUAUCGGCCGAGGCGCUGAAGAGGAUGGUCCAGCCUGAGGCGGUGGAUAAGCCCCUCCUAGUCCUGAUCGUCGGAUCUCUCGGACUCGGUGUGAAUAUUGUCGGACUGCUGGUGUUCCAGGACUACAGCUGGUUACCAUGCGGGAAGAAACAGCAAGGAGUCAAAACAACCGACUGCGACGGGACGAUCGUGAUGAACGGAGAAGCAGGCUCCGAACUGACCACUUCUGAACACAAAGAUAAGAAACAGAGUGACGGACCUUCACUUAACAUCAGAGGAGUUUUACUCCAUGUGCUGAAUGAUGCUCUGGGCUCAGUGGUGGUAGUGGUGGCCUCCGUGCUGUUUUACGUGAAACCUCUGCCACCUGAUACCCCCUGUAACUGGCAGUGCUACGUGGACCCCAGCCUUACUCUGGUCAUGAUAGCUAUUAUCAUGUCUUCGGCCGUUCCCCUGGUCAAAGAGACGACUAGAAUUCUGCUGCAGAUGAGCCCUCCUGACAUGGACGCCACCUUGAUCUUGGAGGAGUUAUGUCGGCUACCUGGGGUCCUCAGCGUUCACGAAUUCCACUUAUGGGAGCUGGUCAAGGAUCGGAAUGUUGCCUCCUUGCACGUCAGAGUGACUUCUGACAUUGAACACUCCAAAGACGAAAUCCGACGCCUCCAUUUGCAGAUCAGGCAGGUGUUUCAUCAGAUCAGCGUCCAUAGCGUCACAGUUCAGAUGGAGUUUUGCGAUGAAGAGCUGGAGAAUAGCUACUGUAGCACACCGUGCAUUUCCCGUGACUGUUUAAAAACCUCCUGCUGCCCUGUUGAUUCAAAAACACAGAAACAUACUGACCUCCAUAAAGUCAAAGACUGGCAUUCUUCUGGUGAAGUGGCCGUGGACUUAGCCGAUGGAACGCAGAGCCUGCUAAAUGAGGAGACAAAACAAACUAAAAGCACUAAGUUUUAA
Molecule: messenger RNA, 1230 nt
Organism: Trichomycterus rosablanca
Lineage: Eukaryota; Metazoa; Chordata; Actinopteri; Siluriformes; Trichomycteridae
Product: calcium/manganese antiporter SLC30A10-like
Exons: 4
Coding region: 1-1230 (409 amino acids)
Biological process (GO): intracellular zinc ion homeostasis; zinc ion transmembrane transport; manganese ion transport
Cellular component (GO): membrane
Molecular function (GO): zinc ion transmembrane transporter activity
Source: RefSeq, a predicted model, not a curated record